Molecule: messenger RNA, 816 nt
Organism: Macadamia integrifolia
Lineage: Eukaryota; Viridiplantae; Streptophyta; Magnoliopsida; Proteales; Proteaceae
Product: cinnamoyl-CoA reductase 1-like
Exons: 4
Coding region: 1-816 (271 amino acids)
Molecular function (GO): oxidoreductase activity, acting on the CH-OH group of donors, NAD or NADP as acceptor
Source: RefSeq, a predicted model, not a curated record
AUGAUGGUUUCAGGCCAAAUUGUGUGUGUCACUGGCGCAGGAGGUUUCAUUGCUUCAUGGCUUAUUAAGCUUCUCCUAGAAAGAGGUUACUUUGUCAAGGGAACAGUUCUAGACCCUAAUGAUCCCAAGAAUUCUCAUUUGAGGGAACUACCAGGGGCUAAGGAAAGAUUAACUCUUUGUAAAGCUGACAUUCCUGAUUAUGAGAGCAUUCUCCAUGCAGUCAAAGGAUGCAGUGGACUCUUUCACGUAGCCUUUCCUAUUGUGAAUGAUUUGAAACGAGUUAUGGAGGCAGCAAUCAGAGGAACCAUGAAUGUGAUGAAUGCCGCAGCAGAAGCUCAAGUUAAACAUGUGGUUUUCACGUCUUCAGUGGCAGUAAUUCAUAUGGAUCCUAAUAGGAGUCCUGACAGGGUCGUCGAUGAGACUUGCUGGAGCGAUCUCAACUAUGUCAAGACCAUUUUGGACUGGUAUUCUUAUGGGAAGAUAUUGGCAGAGCUGACAGCGUGGGAGAUGGCAAAGAAGAGAGGGGUGGAACUGGUGACUGUGAUCCCUUCCUUCACUAUUGGUCAAAUGCUUCAACCAUAUACCAGUAAUUCUGCACUUCACAUUAUCAAGUUACUCAAUGGGUGGCAUAAGAAGUAUGGCAAUUAUGUACAGGGUUAUGUUCACGUCAGGGAUGUAGCUUUGGCUCAUAUUCUUGUUUAUGAGUCCCCUACCGCAGCUGGCAGGUACCUCUGCCUUGGCACCGUGCUUCACCGGGCUGAGAUCGCUGCCAUGCUUCUUCAGAUGUUCCCUCACUACCACAUUCCCACCAAGUAA